GAGGGCGGAACGUGAGUUGCAGGACUUCGUGCCCGGGUGGGAAGGCUUUUAGUGCUGCACAGCUACUUGGUUACUAUGGGAACCGUUGGAACGCUAAGGAACGCACAGCGUUUUGUGUGAGUCCGACUGUGAGCAGUAAAAGUGCAGACAGGCAACUAGUUCUUACGUCAAGAUGGAAAGCGGCCUAACACAGAAAGAUAUGUUUGCCCAAGUCAAUCAACUGUGGAGCAUGCUGGAUGAUAUGGCUGAAAACAGCCCAGAGAGUUACCAGAAGUUUAUACAAAGGCACAUGAAGGAAGGAAAAGAAUUUAUGGCACCUCCAGAACCUAAUCUGUGCAUUCAGACAAAAAUAUUGGAGCCUGACGAGAAGAUACUGUUUAUUAAUAUUUGCCAAUGGAAAAGAGUCCCGGCUCCUAUGUCUGAAGCACACCCUGUACCUCUUAGCGCUGGGCAACUGGAGACCUUGUCUGAUGAUACAGUUGUUGAUAUUGCGUAUAACCCAGAGGUGCUGAAGAGGGCUCACCAGGACCCUGUGGACCUAGACCAGCUUGUACGCUUAGCAAUGAAAUAUGUCGAGGAACAAUACAAAAUCACCCUUUGCCAUUCCUACCACAUUGCUCCAUUCAAGCUCAAGGGGAAUACUAAAAGGAUGAAGGAGAGUUUGGAAAGGAUACAAAAACAGCCAGCCCCAAACAAAGGCAAUACCAGCUGUGCCACAAAUAACUCUUUGUUGGAAGAGCUUAAAAACAUUACUUUGCUAAGAGAAGAACAAGAAACCAGUCCAUCAAUCCGUAUUACAAAGGAAGAGGUUCCUAGAAGCAAAAAACCAAACCUGAUAGAGGAAAUUUCCAGUACUGACCUACAGGAUCCAGACCUGCUCCCUAGUCCCUGGCAUGAGCUGUCUGUUACAAAGAAUAAUGCAGGCCAUCCCCAAAACCUGACAUUAAAGGUCAAGCUAAGAGGAGUCAGCUCAGUGGCAGAGUGUGAUUUAAGUGUAUCAAAGGAUGACGUGCUCCUUGUAGUACCAGGGAAGUACAGGUUGCUGUUAAACCUGCCUCAGGCCGUCAAUGAAGAAACAGUUACAGCAAAAUUCAACAAAGCAAACGACAUUCUUCUUGUUACAAUGCCUGCAUUAUAGCACAGACUCUAUUACAUCACUGAGAACACCUUCUAUAUUCACAUAGCAAACGGAUUUGUGUCAUCGAACACUGUUGAAAAAUUUGUAACAAUUGGAGCUUCAGCCUAUGUAAAAUUGGUAGUUCUGCAUCAUAUACUAACAGAUGCACGCUAUGCCUACAUUGCAGAAUGGACAUUUUUUGUACUUCAGCUGAUGUAGAUCUACAAUGUCAGCAACCUCUUUUCUUGGUGGUGUGUUUUAAACCUCUGCAGCACUUGGGGGGUUAUUUAUCGAAGUCUGAAUUUAUCUCUAUUUUCUGCUACAAACUCUGAUCAAAUACGCUCAGGUUUUUUACACUUAUUUAUAAUUACAUUUUCCCGAAAAUUUGCUUUUCAGGGG
This is a messenger RNA of Xenopus laevis (African clawed frog), 1516 nucleotides long. It is a transcript of the gene pih1d2.L, whose product is annotated as PIH1 domain containing 2 L homeolog. Gene Ontology annotation, biological process: rRNA processing; box C/D snoRNP assembly. The record is from RefSeq and is a predicted model, not a curated record. Gene Ontology annotation, cellular component: ribonucleoprotein complex; cytoplasm; R2TP complex. Bases 173 to 1138 code for a protein of 321 amino acids. The transcript has 6 exons. Lineage: Eukaryota; Metazoa; Chordata; Amphibia; Anura; Pipidae.